Molecule: messenger RNA, 1089 nt
Organism: Ustilaginoidea virens
Lineage: Eukaryota; Fungi; Ascomycota; Sordariomycetes; Hypocreales; Clavicipitaceae
Exons: 2
Coding region: 1-1089 (362 amino acids)
Biological process (GO): hydrogen peroxide catabolic process; response to reactive oxygen species; cellular response to oxidative stress
Molecular function (GO): peroxidase activity; heme binding
Source: RefSeq, a predicted model, not a curated record
AUGAAGUUUCAAACCGCCCUCGUAGCCGUGGCCGGCCUGGCUCGCGCCUACCACCACAACAUGAACGACAUCGAGGCCCUGCUCAGCAAAGGAAAGUACAACAACGAGCCGUCGACGGCCCUGCUGGGCGACCUCAAGCGCCUCAAGGACAACCAGCUCACCUUUGCGGGCAAGUACAUCAAGGCGCUGCUGCAAAACAGCGACCAUGUCCCGGGACGCAGCGAGCCGUCGUAUCCCUUGCCCCUGCCGGCCAGGGACACCAAAGCCUGCAAGAAGCACACCUGCUGCAUCUGGAGACACAUAUACUUCGACAUGGCCAAGGAAAUGAAGGACGCCAAGGGCGACUGCAACGACCUGGCCCGCGCGGCCGUCCGCCUGGGCUUCCACGACGCCGGCACCUGGUCCAGCAAGACGGGCGACGGCGGCGGCGCCGACGGCUCCAUCGUCCUGGCCGGCGAGUGCGAGUCGCGCGCCGAGAACAAGGGCCUCGAGGAUUCCUGCAAGAAGCUGCGCGAGUGGUUCAAAAAGUACAAGAAGUACCACGUGGGCAUGGCCGACCUCAUCCAGUUUGCGCACAACGUCGCGUCGGCCGUGUGCCUCUCGGGCCCCGGCUCGCCGACCUUUGUCGGGCGCAAGGACAGGCACCAUCCCUCGCCCAAGGGGAACCUUCCGAGCCCGGACCAGAGCGCCGACGAGCUGCUUGCGCUGUUUGCCGCCAAGACCAUCUCGCCGCGCGGGCUGGUGUCCCUGCUGGGAGCGCACUCGGUCGGCAAGCAGCGCUUCGUGGACACCAAGCAAGCGAACGCGUCGUUUGACACGACGCCCGAGAUCUGGGACACGAACUUCUACGACGAGGUCCUCAAGGACCAGCCUUCGAACGGGGUGUUUCGGCUGAAGAGCGACGGGGUGCUUGCCAGAGAUGCUCGUUCCCAGACGGCGUGGAAGUCCUUUAUGGGCUUCAUGGGCACUUUCCCCUGGGGGACGGAGUACAACCGAGAGUAUGCACGGCUGAGCCUGCUCGGCGUGAAGAACAUCAACCACUUGACCGUCUGCAACUCGACCAUACUGGACCCCGAUCCCGCUAAAUGA